Molecule: messenger RNA, 1134 nt
Organism: Anopheles marshallii
Lineage: Eukaryota; Metazoa; Arthropoda; Insecta; Diptera; Culicidae
Gene: TrpRS-m
Product: tryptophan--tRNA ligase, mitochondrial
Exons: 3
Coding region: 1-1134 (377 amino acids)
Biological process (GO): mitochondrial tryptophanyl-tRNA aminoacylation
Cellular component (GO): mitochondrion; mitochondrial matrix
Molecular function (GO): tryptophan-tRNA ligase activity; ATP binding
Source: RefSeq, a predicted model, not a curated record
AUGUUCAUCUCUAGUCGAAUUUUACCAUUUCUUUCCAGAAAUACACACGUUUUAAGGCAUUCUGCCCGGUGUCUGUCUUCUGAAUCGAAGCCUGCUCCAUGGCCACGAAAAGUGUUCUCUGGUGUGCAACCGACGGGCGCCCUGCAUAUUGGCAACUAUCUUGGUGCGGUGAAACGGUGGGUAGAGUUGCAAGAGGCCGGAGAGGAUGUAACGUACUGCAUUGUUGAUUUACACUCCAUGACCAUCCCACCGGAGCCAGAAACGUUACGUCAUAAUACACUGCAAAUGACGGCGACCUUGUUGGCCUGCGGUAUCGAUCCGGCCCGUGCGACACUGUUUCUACAGUCAGCCGUCCCGCAGCAUGUAGAACUGUCCUGGAUUCUCGGUUGUCUUACCACGAUGGCUCGCCUAACGCAUCUCCCACAGUACAAAGAAAAGUCUGCAAACAUGAAGGAAAUCCCUCUGGGGUUGUAUCUUUACCCCGUGUUGCAAGCUGCCGAUAUUAUGCUGUACAAAGCUACACACGUCCCUGUCGGGGAGGAUCAAAUUCAGCAGCUACAGCUGGCACAAUCGCUGGCACGCGCAUUCAACAAUAAGUAUGGCCGAACCUUUCCAUUCUGCGAAACACUCGUGAACGAUGGAAGCCGGUUAAAAUCGCUGCGAGACCCUUCGAAAAAAAUGUCCAAAUCAGAUCCCGAUCCAAAGAGCUGCAUUAUGCUCAUCGAUUCGCCCGAUAUAGUGCUGGAGAAGGUGAAGAAAUCUGUGACGGAUUUCAAAUCGGAGGUAUCGUUUAACCCGGAGGAACGGCCGGGUGUGUCUAAUCUGAUCACCAUCCAUUCGCUUGUGAGUGGAAAAACGCCGGACGAGAUAUGUCGGGAAGUGGAGGGCAAAAAUACUGGCCAGUAUAAAUUGAUAGUUGCCGACGCGUUGAUAGAACAUUUGCGUCCGAUCCGGGAGCGUAUGGAGCGGUACACACAGGAUGUGGGCUUUCUAGCAAGCGUUAUCGAGGAAGGUAGCGAACGGGCAAGAACGAUAGCGGAACAAACGAUUGACGAAGUGAAGCAAAAAAUUGGCGUAGACUGCUUCAAUGUGGGACGGUUGCGACGAAAUGUGCGGCAUGAGAAUAAAUAUUAG